AUUUGGCAUAUCAAGCUCGAUAAACUAUAUCCCGAGAGAGUAUUCAGACGAAGUGACUGCAUUCCGGGUUGAAAAAUGGCGGCGUUCCUUGCGGCAGCCCUAAACCCCUGCAACUACAUGGGAGGAGUGAGCUUCGAUCCCGAUCGGAAUAUAGGAGACUUGUCAGGAAAGGUUCUCUUGGUGACAGGAGGAAACGCCGGGCUGGGAAAGGAGUCCAUCCUGCAGCUCGCAAAGCAUAACCCUAAGAAGAUCUUCCUCGCGGCACGGUCAAAGCCCAAGGCAGAGCGCGCCAUCGAGUCGCUCAAAAGUGAAUUGCAGAACGAAGUAGACAUUACGUGGCUUCCUCUGGACUUGACGUCGAUUCAAUCCAUCCAAGACGCCGCGCAGGAAUUCUGUGCACAGUCAUCGCGACUCGAUAUCCUCAUGCUCAACGCGGGUGUAAUGGCUCUCCCGCCAGGAGAGACAGAACUGGGCCAUGAGAUCCAGCUGGGAACAAACCAUACCGGCCACUUUCUCCUGACACAACUCCUCCUUCCGACAUUACUCCAGACUGCAGAGGAGCAGCCUCAUUCAGACGUCCGCGUGGUCUCGCUCUCCUCGGUUGGCCACAACCUUGCACCACCCUUUGAGACCAUCCUGGACCAAGAGAAAUUGAAAAAGGUCAACACGAACACGCGAUACGGAGCGUCAAAGGCAGCAAAUAUUCUCUUUGCCGCCGAGCUUGCGCGGCGGUAUCCCUCGAUCACCGCUGUGUCGGUCCACCCAGGGAUCAUUUUCACAGACCUUUACGCCUCGGCGAGUGAAAGCUCUGCGCUGGGAGCUUUGGCUUCCAAGGGCUUAAGUGUACUUGGAACGUCUGUCCCCGUGGGCGCGCACAACCAGUUGUGGGCUGCUGCCGGUGCAAAGAAAGAGGAUCUGGUCAAUGGCGGAUAUUAUAUCCCCGUGGGACAUCUCAAGCCUCAGAAUAUAUACGCGUUGAGUAAGGAUUUCGGACGCCGUCUUUGGGAGUGGAGCGAAGCAGAGCUGCGCAAGGCUGGAGCUUUA
Messenger RNA from Aspergillus ochraceoroseus IBT 24754, 1044 nucleotides. RefSeq lists its product as uncharacterized. The transcript has 2 exons. The annotation marks the transcript as partial. NCBI's taxonomy places the organism in Eukaryota, Fungi, Ascomycota, Eurotiomycetes, Eurotiales, Aspergillaceae. The record is from RefSeq and is a predicted model, not a curated record.